This is a messenger RNA of Rasamsonia emersonii CBS 393.64, 357 nucleotides long. RefSeq lists its product as uncharacterized. The record is from RefSeq and is a predicted model, not a curated record. NCBI's taxonomy places the organism in Eukaryota, Fungi, Ascomycota, Eurotiomycetes, Eurotiales, Trichocomaceae. Bases 1 to 357 code for a protein of 118 amino acids. The transcript has 3 exons.
AUGGCUGUAAGUUGUAUUUGUCUUGAAAAGAAGGUCAAGUCAUAUGCCAGAGGAGCCCUCCAGUAUGAGUCCUUCCCGGCGGCGGCCAAUCACAACUUCCGGUGCUGUGGUCUAGUAUCCCACCGGGAAAAUACGGUGCAGAAGUCCAAUAGCAAAAAUGUCUCAUCGAUUUCUGUGUUGGCCACAGCAGGAUAUAACACAGGAAUUAAGCAGCAACUUGGGAGUGUAUAUGAACCACGCACAGUGGUGCCAAGCAACCUGAUUACCGGUGUAGAAAUGCUAUCCCGUUUCAGGAAAUUAAGCGUCACCGGGCCCUGUACGGAGUACUCCGUUCUCCGUAGUCGACUGUCUACCUAG